Molecule: messenger RNA, 1512 nt
Organism: Closterium sp. NIES-65
Lineage: Eukaryota; Viridiplantae; Streptophyta; Zygnematophyceae; Desmidiales; Closteriaceae
Source: the annotation of a GenBank genome assembly
AUGGGGGAAGAGAGGGCUAGAAGCAGCGCUGCAGACACAUCCCCUGGGUCACCACCUCCCCCGCCCUCUGUCUUUCCCCAACCACAGGUCCGAGUGGAGGUGUGCGUGUGUUGGGCGGCGGACGUGCCCCAGGGGCUGCUGCAGGGGGCAUUGACGCUGGGAGCAGGGAUCGUGGUGCUGGGUGCUGCCAAAAAAGGCAGCCUGGGCUUUAAGAGCUACUCCAUCUCCUCAGCUACUCAGGACACAGUGGCUCAUCUGGCUCGUCGUCUCCCCACCACCACCAAGGUCAUGCUCGUCUCUCACGGCGCCUGCUCCCUCUCCAAAUCCGGAGAGCUCUCCACCGCUCCCAACCCCUCUUCCUCUCCUCUCCACCCUUCUGCAUCGCCUGUCUCCCCACUCUCCGCCCUAAACACACCUUCGGCUGUCUCUGCUGCUUCUAGUGCCUCGUAUGCCCCCUCUCCCGGUUCUGCAUCUCCUUUAAGAGGUGACCCUUUAAGAGGCGACCCUAGGGAGUGCCAGGCUGUUGGUUUUGGGUCUGAGUUUGGGGUGGGAAGCGGGGAGAGAGGGGGGAGUGGGGAGGGAGAGGGGAGGGGAGGGGGGGAGACGAUGGAGGUCUUUCUGGGGACGAUUACAAUGGCGGUUCCAGAUUUUGGGGGAGGGGGGGAAGGUGGGAGUGGCAGAAUGAAGGAAAUUCUUGCGGGCAGCAAGCAAAAAGUUGCGGUGAAGCGGCUGAGGUGGUGGGGGCCUGCCCUGGCUGAAAAAAAGUGCGCGGUCAACACGAAACAAUUCCUCACGGAGCUUCGGGUGGUUCGGAAGGUUCGGCACCCGAACCUGCUGCGCAUGCUCGGCGCGUGUGUGACAGCUGGCGAGCUCCUAAUGGUCUUUGACUACCUCCCGAAUGGCGCUCUGGACAUGCGGUUACGGGAUAACCGCAAGCCGCCGCUGACGUGGCAGCAGCGGCUGGAGAUUGCGAGUGGGGCGGCGAGGGGUUUGGCGUUUCUGCACAGUGGGUGCCGCCCGCCUAUCAUCCACCGGGAUGUGAAGUCGGGGAAUAUUCUGCUGGAUGAGGACUUGGAGCCUGUGGUAUCGGACUUUGGGUUGGCGAAAGUCGCACCGGAGCAUUUCACACAGCCAAUGACUGUUACGGCAAUCAUGGGCACACAAGGCUAUGUAGCACCGGAGUAUGUGCGGACAGGCAAGAUCACACAAGCGGUGGACGUGUUUGCAUUCGGAGUGGUGUUGCUAGAGCUCAUCACAGGGCACAUCCCCUUCCACCCAAGCAGAACACCCGCCUACCUCUUUGCAUGGGCAAUCCCAGUGGCCAAAUCAGGGGAGUUUCAUCGCCUAGUAGACUACCGUCUAGAGGGGCGGUACGACCUGAGCCAGCUGCAGGCAGUGGCGAUGCUGGCUGUGAUCUGCCUUGCCAGCAACCCCAAGGACAGACCCGCCAUGGCUGAUUCAGCUGCAGGCAGUGGCGAUGCUGGCUGUGACCUGCCUCACCAGCAACCUUAG